AUGACUAACAAGAUUUUGGACUGCUUCAAAAAUCAAUUCAUUGAGCAAGGUGAGCUAGGUGGCGCGCAGUUUGCCAUCAAUGAAAAUGCCAGCGGGAUAAUACGUGCGGAACGGGCAAAGAGAUCUAUUGUCAGCAUGAUGAUGCUGGAGAAAGAGCAAGAGAAGCGCAGUAAGAAGAACAAGGUGGUUCCAAAAGAUACAGUUGAACCGCUAGAAUCUUGGCCUGAAUCAGGAGAAGAGGAAGAUGAUGAUAAGGAAGAAGAGGUCCGUGAAGGAGCAUUAGCUUCGAGCACAAACAAGCCGCUUCCAGACGUUGGUUAG
Arabis nemorensis is the source of this 321-nucleotide messenger RNA. NCBI's taxonomy places the organism in Eukaryota, Viridiplantae, Streptophyta, Magnoliopsida, Brassicales, Brassicaceae. The record is from the annotation of a GenBank genome assembly.